AUGUCAAUGUCACAUCGAACAGUGGAUGUUUUUUACGCUUCUCUCCUACUUUUCAUUUCUCUGAAGAAGGUCGAAAGCUUUCAACUUGAUGGCAACAGAGGUUUGAGGCGAGAGAUUCAGACACAUGGUGCUGAAAGUCGAGUGUCAUACGGAAACUUUGCGGUUGACAAAUUCCAUCGUCUUCAAGUAUCAGUUGGUUCAUCCAGAUUUGUGAGCGACUUCAAAGAGUGCGCUCUGAGCUGUGUCAACAAUCCGCCAUGUUCAUCAUUCAACGUCGCCUCUUCUGCUCGAUCAGACGGAAAAUUGCGUUGUGAGUUGUUAAACAAAGAUAAAUACUCGGCAAGUCCAGGCCAGCUGGUUAGUUCACAGGAAUAUCAUCAUUACGAAAUCAAGACACCAUGCUCAAGCUUUCCUUGUCAAAACGAUGGAACUUGCGUUCCAGAUUAUUCUGAAGACCAAUUCCAUUGUGAUUGUCAUCCUGAAGACUUUGGGAAUCUUUGUCAAACAACGCUAACGUCAUGCAAAGAAGCGUACAAUUUGAACAGGUCAAAUACCAUUAGCCAGCUGAUGAAGCUUAAAAUUGAUGGACGGCCCGCAUCAGUUUAUUGUCACAUGGGAAAUUUUGGAUGCGGAGACGGUGGAUGGACAACGGUCAUGAAAAUCGAUGGCGAUAAGAAUACCUUCAGAUAUAGCUCGGGAUACUGGAGUGAUCGAAAUGAAUACAAACCAAGAGGAGGGGAGACUGGGUUUGAUUCACAAGAAACAAAGCUACGCACUUAUUGGAGCACACCUUUCAGAAAGAUAUGCCUCGGUAUGAAGAUCAACCAGCAAACCCAUUUCAUUGUCCUUAACCAGCAAGCAGACUCGUUGUACUCUCUAAUCGCCGACGGACAGCUUCGCACCACCACGUUAGGUCGUAACAAGUGGGCGUCGCUGAUCGGUUCAGGAGUCUCCUUACAAAACUUAUGUCAAAGAGAAGGCUUUAAUGUGGUCAGCGAUCUUGCUCAUUAUAGAAAAGCUAGAAUCGGUAUACUUGGUAACAAUGAAGACCGCUGUGAUACAUGUGAUACCAGAAUUGGGUUUGGUACAGCUGGACAAAUAGACGGUGUUUUUUGUGGGAACAACGACAGAAAGGCUAUGGGAUAUAUCCUGGUUCAGUGA
This is a messenger RNA of Pocillopora verrucosa, 1161 nucleotides long. RefSeq lists its product as uncharacterized. The record is from RefSeq and is a predicted model, not a curated record. NCBI's taxonomy places the organism in Eukaryota, Metazoa, Cnidaria, Anthozoa, Scleractinia, Pocilloporidae.